Messenger RNA from Lottia gigantea (owl limpet), 5448 nucleotides. RefSeq lists its product as hypothetical. Gene Ontology annotation, cellular component: membrane. Gene Ontology annotation, molecular function: calcium ion binding. The transcript is spliced from 27 exons. The record is from RefSeq and is a predicted model, not a curated record. Lineage: Eukaryota; Metazoa; Mollusca; Gastropoda; Lottiidae. Bases 1 to 5448 code for a protein of 1815 amino acids.
AUGGCGAAUUGUCGCCAUGAUUUUAAGUUGAUUUUCCUGGUUUUCUGUAUUUUAUCAGUAACACUAGCUGGAAGGUGUAAGAAUGGUGGUAAAGAGAACCAAGUCGGAGGUUGUGAUUGUACACCAUGUCAUAGGGGAGAAACUUGUGAAGAGAAAGUUAAUAAACAACCCAAAUUUGAAACGGACCAACAAGAAGUAACGGUAGACACAGAAUACAGGGAAAAUGAACUGGUUUAUGUGGCUUCAGCCUACGACAAAGACUCAGAUGAAAUCUGUAAUGAUGUUCCAUCGUGUCCGUGUGGUGAAAUAACUUAUGGAAUCGAGUUUGGAAAUGAAGACAAUAUAUUUACUAUUGAUCCGACUUUGGGAAUUAUUCGGCUAAAUGGACUUCAAGAUAUACGAGAAAAUGAAAGGCGUGAACUUGUCUUGUCAGCUCGCAAUGCAUUUGAUGAAUCUGGAGCGUCCACAAUGGUAUUGGGAGUUCGUGGUAAAACGCAUACAGCUAACCAGUACAGCGCUGAAAUUAACAAUGGAUAUGAUGGCAGUUAUCAUGUCGAAACUUCCUCACACGAACGAAUAAAAAGGUCUGUCAAUGCGCCAUCUAACGUGACAUUUGACCUACAGAAAGAAGCCACACAUGCUAGUUUAACAGUAAUAAAGCCUGGACAAAGAAUUGGAUUUAUACUGAAAAUUCAUUUUCCAGCUGGUACCACAGAUAUGUUGGUGGAGUUGUUUGCUCCUGAUAACAAUUCUAUAGUUAUGAUGUUGUGUGACGUUAGAAUUGAUUCUGUUGGUGGUAAUCUUAAUUAUGACGGACCUGGCGAUAUAAAACUCGAAUCCAAAAAUAACUCGAUCUUUUAUGAUUGGGCAGUAAUUGACUUUGGAAAUGUAACGAACGAUGGAACUUCACCUAGUGAACAUUCAAUUGUUAUCAAGUAUGAUGCCGUUAUGAUCCAGAACGAGGACACACAACACGGAAAUACUUACUGGGUUAGCGCCGGGGCCGAAUACAAUGAGGAGAAUGAAGUCUGGGUGGGACAGGCAUCUUUUACAUCGGACCUAACAGAUCCAUGGGAUUCAACAAGCAACAAACCUAAGUUCAACUUCAGCGGACCAAAUACGCUAGCAGUUGGCGAAUCUGCUAUAUUUGCCGUAGACAUGUAUAUUACCUAUCCAUCUAUUGGUCUCGGGUUUGAUGCCUUUGCUCCUCUGAACGAUACGAGUAUUAUGUCAGUUUGUGGGAUCCAGAUUGAGGGAGUAGGUGUCAAUUAUCAAUGUGGAUUUGACUUCACGGCUGUACCCUCAAGUCUUCAUCAGGAUGGACAACCUCGCGGAAAUGCACGAGGUCACUUAGACAUUGGCAUGACUACAAAUAAAGGUAUAAGAGAUGAACCAAGUUCAGUUGAGCCCAAUCUUAUUCGAGUGGAAUUUGUAAUGAAAGUGUGGGAUGACGUCACUGCUUUAGGCCUUCACAGUAUCGGUGCUGCAUUAGAACUUGGAUCAGACCAAAUCUGGUGUGGACAAAUUGAUGUAACUGUAGUGGCCAGAAAAACUGCGGAUAUACCAUCACCGUCCGUGUCACUUGCUUUUGUUGGAAACGUUACUGAGGUAUCCGAAAGUCAACCUGUAGUCAUCGAAAUUACAGCUGAUGUGGGUUUGAGCACUGGAGACUUUAAACUGGAUGCACAAUCCCCACUCGAUGGAAGUAGCAACCCUAAGCUUCAAGUCUGUGCCAUCACAUUUGUCAGAGCUGGAGAAAAUAUGCCAUGUGUUGAGACUGACAGAGAAGCUGUAAUGUCAUCAAGGGGCAACUUACCUCUCCUGACAGACACUGCUACUCUUGAUUUAGGAGUUCUUACCAAUGUUGGCAAUUGGGGAUACUUUAACCAUUCCCGCAAUGAUACCCGCAACAUCAUGGUUUUGCAAGUUCUGGUAAAGGGGACUGAAUUUACAACUGCUACCCAAACCCUUGACAUCGGUUUAACAUCUGGUUCUGGAACUCGCAGCUCGUUAGACACUAUUGUCAUCAAUAAAGCGGCAUCAUCAUCCCUACCAGAAAUCACCGAGACUCCAACUAUGAAUCUGACAUACAAAUACUCAUCAGGCACAGUUAGGAUCGGUGAAGCCGUUACCAUGUUUUAUGAUAUAUCCACUGUCCGAGGGAAGACCUUCCCUAAAUUUGACAUGGAAUUCAUAGCUCCUAACUCUUCAGAUUCCGCCAUUGUUGCAAUCUGUAGAGCCGAGGCAAUUAAAGUUGGAAAAAAUACACCUUGUCUGACAAAAGAAGGCAUUAAUUCCAAAUGGCAGUAUGUCUCUCAAUUCAACGAGUCUGCUGUUGAUAGAGCAACCCUGGAACUGGGUUCCAUAUGUAAUUUUGAGGUUAAAGAUAUAGACACUGAAGACGUUCUUGUCUUAUCAGCAGUAUUUCAACUCAAGCCACACCCUGAUGCCACCAACGGGAAGCAGAUGUACCUUAGUGCUGGAUCUAUGUAUACAGAUUCAAAGAUGUGGAUUGGCCAGCUCUCUAUGACUGUUGAUACAUCUCCUUACCCUGCACCUCCGACUCUAAAAAAGCCUGAAUUGUACGUAUCAAAGGUUGGUGAAUUUAACGCAGCCAGUACACCUAUAGGAUAUCCAGCAACUUACGAAGUACUGAUACAGACUUACCCAGGAGAAACAAUUGACCUGAAACUUAUCUUAAGCACAACCUCCGACAAGAUUAGUUUUUGCGCCAUUAAAAUCAAGGCUGUUGGUAACAACAUGCCAUGUGUUGAUCAAACUAUUAAAGGUGUCAUAACCAAAGAUGCAGCGACUGGAUUGAACAAAGACGCCGAACUAACAGUUGGCCCCGUCACAAAUGUUGGCGAUAUUGCUGAUAAAACUGAUUCAGGAAAUAGUACUUUUGGUAUCAACUCAUUGGUGUUUGAGGUUAUCGUGCAGUCAUCUACUGGAGCUGCAGAUGCAGAAAAUCUGCCGUUCUCAGUAGCAACAAACGGUGUGAUCACCCCUGUAAACAAUAACAAUUUGGUGGUUACUUCAGAUGAAACUGGAAUUUCCAUGAUGGGAAAUGCAACUGGAAUAGAUUUUAAUGUAGCGGCCGUGGUCGACAGUGAUGCCGAUUAUGAUGUCUAUAAAGGACAAGCUAAAAAAUUCUUCAUUGACAUCGAUACACAACUAGAUACAACACAACGCGUCACAGCGCAGAUCAUGACUGAAAUUGGCGAUUUAGGUCACUUUGAAAUAGCUUACAUUGGGUUGGUGGAGGUAGGAGAAAACCUCGGAUGUGUUUCUCGAGAAAUGACUACUAGCGCAUAUGAAAAGAGACCAUCAAGUUCCUAUUUAGAUAUCGGUACAUUAAAUCUUGGUUAUGUGUGUAACACUGGAAUAAACAGAAAUGAUUCUGAAGCAAACAAGAUACGUAUUGAAGCCUAUGCACGAUUGUUAAACAACCCAUCUCUAAAUGUUGGUGAUACCGUCAAACUGAGUGCAGCCGUUAAUUUUAAUGAUCAACAGAUAUUCAUUGCCCAGAAAGACAUGACAGUAAAGAAUGUUAGUGAAUUUAACGACCUUGUUACGGUGAACGCAACUCUGACUAAUGCUACGGCUAUCAAUGUAAAUCGUACAACCCCAAUCGUUAUGACCAUAGCACAAGUUGAGAAAAUACCAGUCAUUCUGAAUAUUCCACCAUUCACCGUGUCAAGAGUCCAGUUUGAUAUCGACCUACCAAUGUCACCUACCUCGGCUUCCAUGACUUUUAAAAGUCUACAGAUUGUUGGAAGUGGACAAAAUCUUUGUCGAUACGGAUACACCGAGGACUUCAAAAUAACCGAACAUUCCACGAUGAGUACGACUCAGAUAAAUAAAGUGUUUGUGGAUAUGGGAAUAGUCUCGAACAUUGGAAUUACACACAAACUGGUCACCGCAGUUCCUGAAGAUGAUAUUAUUUACGCCGAGGUUGAAGUUCAAAUGGCGGACAGUGACACAAAUGAUCAUAAUGCAGAGAUGUGGCUUGGGCUAGGUGCCAAGAUUGCUUCAUUCAUCAUUGUUUCUGAACACAAAGUGGAAGUUAGCCGGGACGGAUCUGAAGUGCCAGUUUUUAACUUCACUGCUUCUUACGACCCCGAUAAUUCUACAGAUGUCUACGCCGAAAUUGAUAUUGUACUGGAGCACGCAGCAACCUCAACAGCGGAAUACCAGAAUACAGUUAUGAAAUUUAAUACUCCGCCUUAUUUGGAGUAUAAAGAUAUCCCAGCAGCAAGCCUUACGACACCUUCAGUGACUAAUAUCAAUAACAAUGCCAUAGAGAUCAACUUGGGCAGAUUUUUCUUCACUGACAAAUUGGAGAUGACAGUGGCGUUUGAAGUGAACUCCACCUAUGGUGUUCCGCCAGGUAUCAGUACAGCCCCAGCUGUAACAGGCGUUGAAAUAAUCUGUAACAUGGUAGAAAGAAACACCCCAACUUUCAAAAACGGUUCUGAAGAAUUUACAUCUGGUUUCAUGACAGUGAGUGGAACUUACACCACAACUCCCAAAGCAUCUGGAGCAUCGUGCACAGCAGGCAUUAUUGCCAACAUAGAAACUUGUCAGUUGUCCUCUUCUGGUGAUGACAUAGCUACUCCCGACAAUGCUGUAUUUACCGGCACAGGUUGGGUACCACCAGUAAGAGAAGGAACAUUGGGGAAACUACGUUAUUUACAAUAUGAUUUUGGAGAAAGGGUAUCUUUAACUCAAGUAGACUAUAAACAUACUAAAACUGCAAAAAUAAGCAAAAUACAACUUCGGUACAGUAAUGACGGAAAAUCUUUCUUGGACGGCCAACUGCUGACCAUAGGAGCGACAGACGGAUUUGUAUCUGUUAACAGCAUAUUGAAAUACAAGGUCCUGCGUCUGUAUAUUGAUGAUGUUACAUCACCUGACAAAGAGGUAGGACUGACAGUUCAGUUUACAGGCUGCUAUGUAGACUCUACACCAACUACAUUUACUUGUCCAGCAACACCAACAAUUCCAGCAGAGUAUGCUAGGCGAUCUUUUGUUGCUGAUGCUACCCAAGUAUAUGUAUGUGACGGUACGCCAGGAAAGAGAAGUGAAAUAGACACAAUGUGUUUUGCAUCUCCAGAUGGAGAUACUUGGAAAGCACUAGAUAACAGAGUGUCGUGUAUGGUAGGCCACAAUCAAGAUCCUAAAGGGGAUGAAAGACUCUAUGCUUUGUCCCACAACUACCAAUACAUGACAUCAAUGGACAAGGGAGAAACUUGGCAAGUGGUUGAAAAGAACCACGUUGACCAAGUUAAGACUAUGAGUACAUAUGUUCAAGCUGUGAAGGUCCCAUGGACUGGAACACCAGCAGAUACAAAUAAAUCUCUUUUAGCCUGGCAGAGUGCUUACUAUGGCAUGAGUCCUACAGGUACUUUUGUUAAUAAAUUCAAGUGGGAUACAUGCUGUCCUUAA